AUGGUUGCGCCGGCCGUGCCAGAGCUCACGGAAGAGAUUCUGUCUGAAUCAAUUGAUGCCCGCACCGAGUCCCUCAUCUCCCUGCGCGAGCUUGGCCCCCCUGAUCUCGUCCAUCUGUUGAAGCAGGCCACAAGAAACCCUGGCAAACAGCUCGGAGUCUACCAUCAUGUCACCGGUGUCGAUGCCUCCUCAUCCGCCAGUCUUGCCGCCUACAUCAACACCCUGACCUACCGCGAGCAUGGCCAGGCCGCCCAGACAAAGAUCUCUGAAGGUCUCUACUGCUGCUACAAUGCCUUCUCACGACUGGACAUGCGCGUCCACGUCACGAUACCCGGUACUGUCGAGAGCUACUGCGUGGACGAGCGGGGCGAGAAGCGCAAGGCGACGGACGACCUGUGGCUAGAGACAUAUCUCUGCAGUGUUCUCCGAGCUUACUCCUACGCCGACGAUGGAAGCGGAGAAACCAUUCGAAAGAUUAUGGGUGUACGCAGGUUCAACCCCGUCACCAAUACCGAAACCGAACACCGUUUCCUCAAUGCCGCCGAGCAGCUUUUCUUCCGAGGUUGGCAGCUGGGUUCCGACUCUGUUGUUCAAGUGCCGAACAAUGUCUCCAACCAUCUGACCGCUGGCCUUCUCAAGUACUUCCAGACCACCGGCCGGUACGCCUCGGGCAUCAAUCUCUUCGAGAAGCUGAGAGACCAGAACAUCGAGGUUUCCUCUCUGUUGUCCAAGGUUUUGUUCAUGGGCAAUGAGGAGGUUGAGGGCGUUCGCGUACUCCACCAGGCUCUCAAGGAAUCUCCGAUGGACUAUGUGAUGCUCGACACCCAAGCCGAAUUCCUGCUCAAGAAGGCGCAGACUGCCGCAUCCCCUGAGCAAAAGGAGGAAAGACUUCGUUUGGCUCUUGGGUGUGCUGAUCGCAGCACCAUUGCCGCACCUAGCGAGUUUGGCACUUGGGCAAGAUUGGCACAGGUUUAUGUUGCCAUGGAGGACUGGGAGAAUGCCCUGACGAUUCUCAACUCCUGUCCCAUGUUCACGUACCAGGACAAGGAUGCGCCACAGAUGCCUGAGCCUAAGGACGUUCAUUUGCCGACUCUGCCGGAAACUCGUCUUGAUGAGAUCGAUAGCGAACCCGAAUCCAGGUACUCAGAGCAGGUUGAUGCUAGCCUACUGAACCUGCGCGCUGCUGUGUACAAGGGUACCUUCAAGCAGGCCUACAGCAUUUUGACGGAGAUGACGGCGAAGAUUGGAUGGGAUCAACUACUGAAGAUUCGGAGCACUGUCUUCGUUAUGGAGGAUGAGUACCGCUCAGAGAAGCACGAGCCGCAGCCGCCUCGCAACCCGAGUACCGAUGGGCUUCGGGGUACCCCAGACCCGACAACGAACGGCGAUCAGUCCGAAUCGGACUCGGACGAGGAUGACGAGAAGGAGGAAAAGGAAGAGGAAGAUGAGGCGAAGCCGGCAGACACCGAGUCGACUGCUGAGACUUUAGCGACGAAUGGACAGUCGGAGGGUGAGGCGGUUGAGAAGCCCAGCCAUGCGAUAGAUCCUGGCGAGUUGAAGGGCGACGCCGAAAACGGCGCUCAAAGUGAUGACCACCUGUCCAAGCUGAACAACAAGCGGUUGUGCGAGCGUUGGCUAGACAGCCUCUUCAUGGUGUUGUAUGAGGACCUGCGCGUCUACACCAUUUGGCGCACGCAGAUGGCUCAGUACCGCGCCCAGUCCAUGCAAUACAAGAAGUCGGCCGAGGAAUGGGAGAUUCUCGGUUCUCUUGCCGAGAGACUUCAACACACGGAUGAGGCCGUGGAGGCGUACAGAGCUUGUCUCGCAUCCAGGUUCAGCCCCAAGGCCUUGACCGGCAUCCUACGGGUCUUUGAGCAGAACAAGAACACUCGCGAGACCGUAGCGUCUGUGAUUCGUCUCGUGACCUGGCAAUACAGGUGGUACUCGGAGUUUUCUCCCGAGCUUCUCCAUACUAUCCGGACACUCAUCGAGGACGAGGGUGCCGUCAAGGUCAGGAGCAUCAUCCAGGCUACCAGUCUGCCACAGAACGUCCUCGAUCUCACGCAUCACUACGCUGCUCUUUGCGCUACUUUCCGCAGCAGCGGCACCGACGGCUAA
This is a messenger RNA of Colletotrichum chrysophilum, 2118 nucleotides long. RefSeq lists its product as uncharacterized. Gene Ontology annotation, biological process: Golgi to plasma membrane transport. Gene Ontology annotation, cellular component: exomer complex. NCBI's taxonomy places the organism in Eukaryota, Fungi, Ascomycota, Sordariomycetes, Glomerellales, Glomerellaceae. Gene Ontology annotation, molecular function: protein binding. The transcript has 6 exons. The record is from RefSeq and is a predicted model, not a curated record. Bases 1 to 2118 code for a protein of 705 amino acids.